AUGGCAGCGAUGGCGCAGGCGGCGCUGCAGCGGGUCGCCAGGGACUACCUGGAGCAGACCUCGCUGCACGGGCCGCGCUACCUCACACAGCCCUGUCCAGAGAGGCUGGUGUGGCUGGUGGUGCUGGCAGCGACCGUGUGGGGCGUGGUGGUGGUGAUCGUGGACGUGUGGCUCGAGUUCAUGCGGCGCCCCACAGUCACGACCAUCGACUCGACCACGUUCCCAAUCUGGCGGGUGCCCUUCCCGGCCGUCGCCGUCUGCAGCGUCAACAAGAUGAGCCUCGCCGCCUCCACCAGGCUCGCCGAAUCCCUGUCGGAGUCGUCGGGCGUGUCGGCGGCGGAGGCGCUGUCCCUGCUGCGGUACGCGGGCCGCCUCUACGACUACGAGAGCAGCGACCUGCACAACAUCGACGCGCUGCACCAGCUGCUCGGCCGCUCCUACAACGUCACCAGCGCCAUGCUGCAGGUGGCGCCCACGUGUGAAGACCUGCUGGUCCGCUGCUCGUGGCAGGGCCGCCUCCACAACUGCUCGCAGCUGUUCAAGACCAGGAAGACGAUGGAGGGCUUCUGCUGCGCGUUCAACUACGUGCGCGGCAGCGACGACUUCAUCAGGAAUUGAGAUUAUUCAAACGACGACCCAGGGAUUAAAGUGGACUCACCGGGCUACGAAAUGGGACUAACAGUUCUCGUGAACGACAACUACUCCGACUAUUUCUACCCACUGAUUUCGUCAUCCGGGACCAAGGUGCUGGUGUUCAACCCGCGCGACUACCCGGACACGCCGAGCGGCAGCCUGACGGAGAAGCUGGUGCCGCCGGGCACCGAGGUGUUCCUGCGGCUGGGCGCCACCAGCACGUGGAGCACGGAGAGCGUGCGCGGCUACAGCCAGCAGCGGCGCGGCUGCCUCUUCCAGAGCGAGCUGGCCGACCUCUUCGCCGGCUACUACUCUUACAGCGACUGCCUCAUGAACUGCCGCAUCAGCAGCAUCGCCGCGCUCUGCGACUGCGUGCCCUUCUACUUCCCUAGCAGGGGCAACACAAGAGAGUGUAAUGUACUGGACAUACAGUGCCUCUCAAAGUACAGAGAGAAGUGGCUGACGCUUCGGCCCACGGACGACAUCGCAGGCCUGGAGGCGGAGCGGGAGGACUCGAUAUCGUGCGUCGAGUGCCGGCCGGCGUGCACCGACACCGCCUACAGCCUGCAGUCCACCUUCUCGCCCAUCAUGGCCCACCACGACCACGGCUCCCAGUUCCUGGAAGGCAUCGAGCUGAAAAACCACAGCGUCUUCCACCUGUUCUUCGGGAGUUCCGAUUCUGUGCGGCUGAAACAUGACACGCUGUACUACUGGUACGAUCUCAUGAGUAACUUUGGUGGACUUUGCGGACUCUUCGUAGGCUUCAGCCUCAUCAGCAUAGUUGAAUUUUUCUAUUUCUUUACUAUACGUCUUUUCUACAUCAUUCAAGAAGAGAACACGAAACGUUCAGGUCAAAAUGGGAACCAAACAUAUGGCAGGAACAUGCUGAGCCGGAAUUACAGUUUAGCUGGUCAAGAUAUCGAUCCCAAAGAAUUUGAAACACAGUGUUUCUAUCAGAGUGUGGGCAUUGAAAUUACUUCUGGUGGUAACAGAUUUUUCACUCCUCGAUUCAUUCACACACUGCAGGCUACUUCUAUAAGCAAAUAUAGUGUGUGCGACCGCGGGGCUGCACAGGUGCUGUCGGCGUGCAACGACCUGUCGGUGUUCGACCCGUCGACGUCGGUGGCGGCGCGGUUCUACUCGUCGCUGCUGGAGUGCGUGCGGCGGCUGUCUGCGGGAGCGUCAGCACCGCUGCGGGAGAGGGUGGUGGUGGGGGAGUAG
This is a messenger RNA of Schistocerca gregaria, 1854 nucleotides long. RefSeq names its product sodium channel protein Nach-like. The record is from RefSeq and is a predicted model, not a curated record. Gene Ontology annotation, biological process: sodium ion transmembrane transport. Gene Ontology annotation, cellular component: membrane. Lineage: Eukaryota; Metazoa; Arthropoda; Insecta; Orthoptera; Acrididae. The transcript has 14 exons. Gene Ontology annotation, molecular function: ligand-gated sodium channel activity.